AUGACAAGAGCAAUGAUGACCGCACGACAGAAAGAGAAGUCUGCAAAGCCUGCGAAAGGGCGCGGAGGUCACCUGAGGUCGAAAGUAGAAAAGCGAGACGACGACAUCAUUCAUACGAACGACAGCAGUAUCGUAUCCAAGAGAUGUGUCUCGAAGCUGUACCUCAGCAAUGAGCCAGAUUUCUAUGAGCCGUUCGCCCCGAAAUAUGUGCGGCGCAAUCCACUGAUCAAUCGUGGCUAUUGGCUGCGAAUGCACGCCAUCGAGCAAGUCGUCAAACGCUAUCUUGAGGAACAUGACGGCAAGAAGAAAGUCGUGGUGAACUUGGGAUGUGGAUACGACCCAUUGCCCUUCCAAUUCUGGCAUCGAUAUGCAGCACUCACGAAGGGAGCCACCUUCGUGGACGUGGAUUACCCACAACUGAUCGAUAAGAAGAGAGAUGUGAUCUUCAAUAAAAGCCUACUGCGAGAUGCACUGCUCAAGACUGGCCUACGCUCAGCAGAGGCAUCUGUCCGUGUCCGAAGUGAGCAAUACAUGGCCAUAGGCUGUGACCUCAGGGAUCUCCAACUACUUGAGCGUACUCUGCGGGCUGAAUUAGAUGUCCCGAACUCCUCAAUCCUAUUCGUAGCUGAAGUGAGCGUUACCUACAUGCCACUUGUAGAUGCCAACAGGCUCAUACAGUGGGCGAAUACCUUCAAAUUCUGUAAGUCGACAUUACCAGCCUCGACUUACCUGCCUCAAGGGCCAGACCACCCCUUCGCACAUACCAUGUUGGCACACUUCGAUAAGUUGCAUGCGUCGAUCAACUCAGUCAAGCAUUAUCAAACACUAGCGCAACAGUCUUCAAGAUUUCUGGAUGCAGGCUGGUCUUCGCUUGAGGUGGCCAAAAACUUGUGGGACCUCUGGUCUGACGACUCCUUCACCCCGCCAUCCCUUCGUCAGAGAGUGGACGCAGUUGAGCCCUUUGACGAAUGGGAGGAAUUUGCCCUAUUCGGCGGUCACUACUCUCUACUAGUCGCAUCAAAAAUAAAGGAAGGACCCACUGCCUCCCAAGGAGCCAAUGCAGUUCCCACGGAAGCAAAUGUCGACUCCGGCUCUGAGCCAACGUCAAUCUUGCUACAGUCCUGGGAGCUCCCUGCAGACUCCACAUGGACGCCGCGGCGUUUCACCGCAUCCUUCUCCCUGGCUGAGACUGUUGCUGUUCACGGCGGACAGGGACCGCAGAACCGCUUGUCAAGCAUUAGCGCACUUUCUCGCGGCAAUGCAGGUUACCAGAUCCAGGCUGAAUCUACGAUGCAGCCUUCAGCGCGUAUGUGCCACACGGUCACAACGGUCAGCAGGACUAGCGCACUGUUAGUUGGCGGACGAGCGUCUCCUGCUCAGCCACUGGCAGAUUGCUGGCUGAUAGACGAGGGCAAGUGGUCUGCAGUAGACGACAUACCUUCACCGCGCUACAGACAUUCUUCCGUUUCUGUGAACGUGUCGUACGACGUGUCUCGGAGCGCGGGCAUUUUGGUGUUUGGUGGCAAGUCUGUUGACGGCGCAAUACUGAACGACUGGUGCUUGUGGACGCCCAACAACGGCUGGCACAGUAUUCCCGUUGACGGUCCGCAUCCACCAGCACGCUUUGGUGCCGCAAUAUCUGCGAUGGGUGUGGCAAAGUCUGCACAGACUUGUGGGCUACUCAUCGGGGGCAUUGGCGCUUGCGGCACGGUCUUAGAGGAUGUCUGGGAGUGGUCGCUUGCAGGCACAGCACCACCACGACUAAGUUUCCGAGACAUAACCAACAGACUCCACAGUAGCUCGUCGAAAUCUACUUACGCACGGAUUGGUGCCAGCCUAGUGCCGUGGGGAGACGCUCUACUCCUCAUUGGAGGUGUUUCAAAGCUGGGUAUUGUCAGUUUAGCAGACGAGUUCAUGCUGCUGACGCGCAGUGACAAAGGGAUUAAUAUCCAGCACCCCGAGAUCCACUUGCCUGCAUAUUGGCCACUGCUCGUCGGUGCAGGCAUAAGCGCAGUCUCUCGAAACGAGAUUGUCGUGGCUGGCGGUGGCGCUGUCUGCUUCUCCAUGGGUUCUUUCUGGAAUGAGCAUUACCUGACCAUCACACCUUUUGAAACACAUGGAGCUAGACAAUGGAGCCUGCUGCCCCUACAAGCGGAUAGCACAUCAGCGAAGCCAGUCUCCACCCAGAAAGACGAGCGCAGGAAGCUGUCAAAGAAAGGACCAAAGCUCAAAGACAUUCUUCGGGUUCAACUGCAAUCCCCAGGGGACUUCGCUGCCUUAGUAGCGACUUUUCAACCCGCCAUCAUCACUGGUCUCGACAUAGGUCCUUGUACCAGAUUAUGGAGCAUCGACUACCUCGAGGCCAAUUUAGGCUCAGACCGUGAGCUGAUAGUACACGAGUGUACAUCACCAGUCAUGACCUUCGGCCCCAAGAACUUCACCUACGAGAAGCGUAGCGUCUCCUCCUUCUUCUCCAGCAUAAACAGCGGCGCAUCCUCCUACCUGCGUGCCAUAUCGUCCACUCAACCCAACAAGCUGCCCACACGCUUGGAAGACGACUUCCCCAGCAUUUCCGCAGACUUUCACAUCCCCGUGCUCUGUCGCGGCGUCAUCAAUGAGAGUUCUUAUCAUAGCAGUCCGCUGCGCAUCAGUGGUCCGGUGAGCUUGUGGCUGCACUAUGAUGUGCAUCCCAACAUCCUCAGCCAGAUCUCAGGUACUAAGACACUAACCCUGUAUCCACCGUCUGACGUCUCGCAUCUCGCAUACCCACCGGGCGCAUCAUCGUCCUCCCAACCGCUCUCUGCGCUCACGAACAACCCCAAAUUGCACCCUCACGUAGCUGCCCUCGUGCCGGGUGAUGUGCUCUUCAUACCACCUAUGUGGAGCCACACCGCCACGCCGAACGAGGGGGUGAGUAUUGCGGUGAAUGUGUUCUGGAAGGGGUUGGCCGAGGAGGUGUAUGCAGCGGGUAGGGAUGUGUAUGGCAAUCGCGAUUUGAAGGGGUAUGAGAAUGGUAGGAGGGAUGUGGAGAAGAUUGUUAGGGCGUUUAGGGGGUUGCCGGCCGAUGUUGGAGAAUUUUAUUUGCAGAGACUUGCGGCGGAGAUACUCGAGCGCGGCAAGAAACAGGCGGAGAAGCAAUGA
Molecule: messenger RNA, 3141 nt
Organism: Didymella exigua CBS 183.55
Lineage: Eukaryota; Fungi; Ascomycota; Dothideomycetes; Pleosporales; Didymellaceae
Product: LCM-domain-containing protein
Exons: 4
Coding region: 1-3141 (1046 amino acids)
Biological process (GO): wybutosine biosynthetic process; tRNA methylation
Molecular function (GO): protein binding; tRNA methyltransferase activity
Source: RefSeq, a predicted model, not a curated record